GUAGUAUAAAUAACUGGGAAAUCAGGAUUUGUAAGUUGGUCCUGAAGUUGUUGCAGUUGCAGCCAUGGCUUCCCAUGCAGCUCUAGUUUAUUCAAGAAUCCCAACCCGAACCAGGCUUCCCUCCAAGACCUCCACUCCUCAAUGCUUCUCCAAGAGGCUAGAAGUGGCUGAGUUCUCUGGUCUGCGUUCAAGUGGAUGUGUUACGUUUUCUAACAGGGAAGCUUCCUUCUCUGAUGUUGUGGCUGCCCAACUCACUCCCAAAGCUACAGGAGCCCCAGUUAAGGGGGUCACUGUUGCCAAAUUGAAGGUUGCAAUCAAUGGUUUUGGGCGCAUUGGUAGAAACUUCCUGCGCUGCUGGCACGGGCGCAAGGAUUCGCCAUUGGAAGUUAUUGUUGUCAAUGACAGUGCUGGUGUCAAGAAUGCGGCUCACUUGCUCAAGUAUGAUUCCAUGCUGGGAACUUUCAAGGCAGAUGUGAAGGUAGUGGACAAUGAGACCAUCUCUGUUGAUGGGAAGCCCAUUAAGGUUGUCUCCAACAGGGAUCCUCUCAAGCUUCCCUGGGCUGAUAUGGGUAUUGACAUUGUUAUUGAGGGAACAGGAGUGUUUGUGGAUGGUCCGGGUGCUGGAAAGCACAUACAAGCUGGUGCAAAGAAAGUUAUCAUCACUGCCCCAGCAAAAGGGGCUGAUAUUCCAACCUAUGUUGUUGGCGUAAACGAACAAGACUACUCCCACGAGGUCUCUAACAUCGUAAGCAAUGCUUCUUGCACCACAAACUGCUUGGCUCCCUUUGUAAAGGUCAUGGAUGAGGAAUUUGGUAUUGUCAAGGGAACAAUGACAACCACUCACUCUUACACCGGUGAUCAGAGGCUGUUGGAUGCAUCACACAGGGACUUGAGAAGGGCAAGAGCUGCAGCAUUGAACAUAGUCCCAACCAGCACUGGUGCUGCCAAAGCAGUGUCUCUGGUGCUACCCCAGCUGAAGGGCAAGCUCAACGGCAUUGCUCUCCGAGUGCCAACGCCUAACGUCUCCGUUGUAGACCUCGUGGUCAACGUCCAGAAGAAAGGACUCACCGCGGAAGAUGUCAAUGCAGCCUUCAGAAAGGCGUCCGAUGGCCCACUCAAAGGCGUGUUGGAUGUCUGUGAUGCCCCUCUUGUGUCUGUUGAUUUCAGAUGCAGCGAUGUUUCCUCAACCAUCGACUCUUCCUUGACCAUGGUCAUGGGAGACGACAUGGUCAAGGUCGUCGCCUGGUACGACAAUGAGUGGGGAUACAGCCAACGUGUGGUGGAUUUGGCACAUCUAGUAGCUAGCAAGUGGCCGGGGGUGGCAGUUGCAGGAAGCGGAGACCCUUUGGAGGACUACUGCAAGACAAACCCGGGAGACAAGGAAUGCAAAGUCUUUGAAGCUUGAUUCACCACCAAUUUUUUUGGUGAAAUCAAUGAUUUUAGGUGUUAUGUUUGAGGGAGAUAGUUAAUUAAGAUAAUACUGAAAUAUGUACACAUUUCGAAAGUCUAAUGUGCAGUUAUAUAUGUUCUGUUCUACCUUUCCUUCUCAAAGGGAGCAUUUUGAUUUUUGAGCUUA
This is a messenger RNA of Ipomoea nil (Japanese morning glory), 1576 nucleotides long. Its product is annotated as glyceraldehyde-3-phosphate dehydrogenase B, chloroplastic. Gene Ontology annotation, cellular component: chloroplast. Gene Ontology annotation, molecular function: NAD binding; glyceraldehyde-3-phosphate dehydrogenase (NAD+) (phosphorylating) activity; NADP binding. The record is from RefSeq and is a predicted model, not a curated record. The transcript is spliced from 9 exons. Lineage: Eukaryota; Viridiplantae; Streptophyta; Magnoliopsida; Solanales; Convolvulaceae. Gene Ontology annotation, biological process: glucose metabolic process. The coding region runs from base 65 to 1405 and encodes 446 amino acids.